Oncorhynchus nerka (sockeye salmon) is the source of this 5260-nucleotide messenger RNA. RefSeq names its product trichohyalin-like. Lineage: Eukaryota; Metazoa; Chordata; Actinopteri; Salmoniformes; Salmonidae. Gene Ontology annotation, biological process: positive regulation of phosphatidylinositol 3-kinase/protein kinase B signal transduction; platelet-derived growth factor receptor signaling pathway; positive regulation of cell migration. Gene Ontology annotation, molecular function: growth factor activity; platelet-derived growth factor receptor binding. The record is from RefSeq and is a predicted model, not a curated record. The transcript is spliced from 7 exons. Gene Ontology annotation, cellular component: membrane. Bases 934 to 2571 code for a protein of 545 amino acids.
CCUGUCCCAUGCGGUAGCGGCGUAAUCAGGAGGGAACAGGGCUGACGCGCACCGCGCCACAGAGAGCUUUGGCUAUUGAUAAGCCUGUGACGAAGGAGCGGACAGCAAACUCCCAUUGUAUGCUAACACACUUGUGCUGCGCUUAGAGGCGCACCGUGCGUUAUAAGGAGAGAAUAACCUCAUGUAAGGCUACAACGCGUGGAAAAGGAACAUAAAAAUGGAUUUUAAUACACUUGAAAAGUGUUGAUGUCUCGAGGGAUAACCUAGCAUUAGCCUAUACUAAUGUGUAAAUGGAUAAGAGCGUCUGCUAAAUGACUUAAAUGUAAAUGUAAAUGUAAAUGUAAAUAACAUUUGACUGAUCUAGUCUAUAAUAUUGUUUGGAAGCUUUGUUUUAUGUAUGCAAGUCAUUUAAAUUGGUCAGAAGAUGUUUUUCUCAUUACAUUGAUUUUUUUUGUUGAUAAUGUUUGAAGUUUAUUUUAAAGCCAUCGGCUCUAACAUGUGAUGUUUUAAUUGCACACUAGGACUUUUACUGACUCGAAUUGUGUGAUACCAAACUAUCUGAGACUAUCAUCCUGACCGCAGGAGAUUGUGUUUGGAACACACCACAAAAAAGUUCAUUGGGGAUUUAAUACAUCAAUUCAAGAUGGACCAAAUCAUCUUUAAAAAAGUCGCCUUACUCCCCUAGUCCCCUGACAGUGGAAUUUCGAGCUCGGUGGACGUUCUAAGUGGGAAGCGUAUAAUUGAGUAGGCAACAAUUGCUAAUUGACUGGAUAUACUUUGCUGAGACAAGCGUGGGUGUCCGUCUGCUCGCAACGCCAGGAGUUCCAAUUCCACAGAGCGAGCCGCUGUCCCUGCGCUUAGUGCUGAGGGAGAGACUCGUGCUGUUUCCAUAAAUGCUUGGUCUAUCGCGGAGAAUCCAGCCUGGGCAGCAAGAUGAGCUCGUGGGUUUGGGUUCAGCUGCUCGCGUUGUUUGCGACAUGUCUGUGGUCGGGCAGCGCAGAGGGGGAUCCUCUCCCUCCAGGUUUGGUGGAGCUGGUUAGGAGCAACCCUAUCUCUUCCAUAGAGGACCUGCAGCUGUUGCUGCUCAGUGACUCCGUAGAUGAGGAUAUUUCGGAAGAUUUUUUGCCCAGUGGACAACACUCCAACAACACUAGCAACCGACUACCAAGGAGUCUGGACGCCCAGCCGGCUCAGCAGGCGCUAUGUAAGGUGAGGACAGAGGUGAUGGAGGUGACCCGUGCCAUGUUGGACCGCAGCAACGCCAACUUCAUGUUGUGGCCUCCCUGUGUAGAGGUACAGCGAUGCUCCGGCUGCUGCAACACCAAGAGCCUGCAGUGUGUCCCCGUGCUGACGCACACCAGGCACCUACAGGUGAUGAAGAUCCAGUACGUGGAGAAGCGGCCCAACUACUCCAAGGCCGUCGUCUCGGUCCACGACCAUGUGGAGUGUCGCUGCCAGCCCGCCCCUCGCCCCCCGGCCGUCCCCAGGAAGAAGUCCACGCCCCGCAGACAGCAUAAAGACAACAAAGGAGAGGGGCAUCCGGCCAAGGCCAGAUCCAAGGAGGAGCUGCACCGCAGAGAUGAGCUGAAGCACAACCAGAGGAUCCAGCUGGAAGACCUGCUGGACCAGCACUGGAACCCCAAGGACACCUCCUCAGACGCAGGGGCGGGGAAAGGGGGCUAUGGGCUAGACCAUGACAAGAUGGAUCCUCAGUGGGUACUUAACGCCACCAGCCAGCUGGGAGCUAAGGAGUGGACCGAACGUCGACAUCACGAUGACAUGGAGGAGGGGAGAGACAGUAGUAGUGUCAACGGCACUACAACCGCAAUGGACAUCGACAUGGCACAACUUGACCACGAGAAGAGAGACGGGGUCGAGACACGAGGGGACACACUAUUUAACAUCACUGAGGGUAAUGUCAGUAGGGGAGAUAGGCAGCAGGGAAGUCUGAGUCUCAGUGAGGGGGGAGACCAGGAGACACAUAGACAACCCACACAAACACAGAGUCCCUCGCUACGCACCAACACAUCAAAGCAACAGCGACAUGGGACCAACUCCUCCUCAGAAGAAACCAAAAGCAGAGAGGGAGCCAAUCAAAGAAUGGAACAGCGAUUCUAUUCUACAGAGGAAACCAAUCAGAGGCCCGAGAGCAGAUUCCCUCCCCUUGAGGAAGCCGAUCAAAGACGUAAAGACAAUGAGACCCCCGAUUCAGAGAGGAGGCUCCAGCACGCUCUCCAACUGGAACAGGAGAAGCUGGAGGAGGAGAGGAAGGAGCUGUUGUUACUCCACAGGAGACUGGACGAUGAGAAGGUGAGACUGCACCUGAGACGGGAGCAACAGAAACAACAGCAAGAAGAAGAGGAGCAGAAGUACCCUCGGCCUAAUCAUAAACAUCAUCAAACUCAAACCACCACACAAAGAACAGACACAGUGUCGCCCACUUCAACGCGAGCGCCCUCAGACCUGGCUGGUCCCCGGCCACCUGCUCGGCCCGGCCCACCUAGGAAGAGAAUGAGGAAGAACAACCGUAAGCGCAUCAGCAAGGCUGCAAUGAGAGCAAUGCUAAUGUAGAACCUACAAUCUCUCUGCAGGGAGUGAGGUGCUCGGUCUUUGUUCUGGACAAUCCAGUGGCGACACCAAGCAGUUAAUUCCUUUCUUAUGAGUUUAUAAUCAUGUGUCAGUAACCUGCCCAUCCUAUGACCGUGAGUUAUUCCCUAAUAGUACUAAUGAUUGUCUGGUGAACCCAAAACAACCCUUGGACAGAAAGAAAUAUGGGACAAGAAGAAUGGGAUGUAAAUACAUAGGAGGCUGAGGUGUUCCAUCAACAUUUGUCUGAUCCGUCAAAAGAUGAUCUCCUUUUAACAACAAGAUGUUCCCCCAGUUGGAUCAAGAACAGUGGAACGUUGGAAGAGAACAUUCAAACAACUUUGGGAGAUAUCAUUGGAACACUGGAAGACCGUUGGAACGUUCACAAGGAUGUUGGACUGUUGCUGGACAGGGCUAUUGGACCUCCCUCAUGACUUUUCAACGGCGUAGUAAAACCACUCCGGUCCGUAGAGAUCAAGUCGGUUAAAAACUCUUUGUAUGCUCUUCCGAGGCAUGGUUCAUUAUAACUCCCAAGAAGUGGACUGAUCACGCUUGUCAACGAGAGGAGAGAGAGCUUCUUUUUUUUUUUUUAAAUAUCUGUCCAAAUCUCCCAUUUUUCUAUGAGCAGGAGAUGCUGAAAAUACGUGUUUUUGUUUGAAAAUAUAUUUCAAAAGUACAUAUUUCAAAAAUGUUGCUCACUGGGUUCCGACAUGGAAGAAUACAUUUUCUUUUUCCGACUAGAAAGGAUACACUGGUAGAGGACCAGGAAAAUACCAUGGCGGGCAGAUAUUACAGGAACAAUGGGAAAGAAAUGAUGACAUUUAUAUGAGCUAGGACUGUUGGAAUGACUGGUAGUCUUGACUGAUGCGAGCAGUAUCCCUACAUUGUACUUUCGCCGCUCUAUAUGUCUCAUCUCGUCAAUGUCUCAUCUCGUUUUCUAUAAAGAUAUUUAAUUGUAUUUAAUUUGAUCUGAAACACUGGAAUUCCAUGCACAGGUUUGCAUUCUCAUGUUCAGCUGAGGCUUCCACACUUCUUUCGGAGAGUGUGGUUAAAGACGCAAGGUGCUAUACAGGGGUUGCAUUACACCUUUAUGUCCGCCUUUAACAUUAUUUAUUCCUUAUAUCACAUUGGUCUCCUGUGUUCAUUAUCAAUAGGAUUACUACAUAUGAAGCAUUUUGGGGGUUGAAUAUCGACCCCUCUUCAGGUCUCAAUAUAAUUUGAGCUGUCAGCCUUUGUGCACACAGGCCAUAGUCUAGAUUAAAUUAGAUCAAGCAUUAUCUGAGGACAGCAGACAGCCACAUAGCGGAUGUUUUGGCGGUUUUAGAGGAGGAUUGGCGCAGUCAAAUUGGCUCAAAGUCAGAAAAUAAAGUGUAGUCUAUAUAGAAAUAAUUACACUCCAAUUAAAAACGAAUUAAACAUUAGGAUUUCUAUCAUCCUAUUCAAGGUGUAGAUUACAACUCAGUGUUCCAACUUGUAAACAAGGCUGCAAAGCAUUUCUGUUAAUGAGACUUUAGGUAUAUUGCCGGGAGCCACUUACGGAUUUGACAGCCCUAAAUCGCCAAAACAACCGGCUAAAGCGAACACGGAUCUGAUUGAAUUGAGCCCAAUGUAACUACAAUGAAAAGCUUUGAAAAGGGAAAAGGUGUUGUCUGUUGCCUGCCAUUCACUGUCUGUAUGAUAGACAAGUUAUGGUAAUGACUUUGUGUCGUUGUAUAACUUUGUGUGUCAAUGUGGGUGUGCAUGUGCAUGUGUAUGUGCAUGUCUGUGCUCAAGCGUGUGUAGAAUUUGAGUGUGUAUGCCCGUUUGAGUAAUUGUAAGUAUGUGAACAGAAUCAUAUUUAUGUGUUUGAUCACUAACACUCAUGAAUCCAUAAGUCAGGUAGUCCCUUAUUCACAAUGCUCUUUGCUAACCAGUCCAUGUCUGCAUAGGGAACAGUAGAGAAUCAGACCUUGUGUAUCCUGAGUCUGUGUGUUACUUUAUUUAAUAAAGGCAGACAGACACAGCAAGGGUACUGGAAUAGGAGACAUUGUCAUUUUUAACACAGAGAAUUAUGCACUAUGCACUCUCUCUGUCAGUUUGUGACAGCACACACAAACACGCCCCAGACUGUCAGUUUGUGACAGCACACACAAACACGCCCCAGACUGUCAGUUUGUGACAGCACACACAAACACGCCCCAGACUGAGACCCCAGUAUUGUGACCCAGCUAAAGCAGGGAUUGUGGAGAAAUCAUACAGUGUGACAGUAAUCCUAGUUUUAACACCCCUUUGCUACAAAAUGUUGACAUUUAAUAUUGAUUAACAGUAAGUUGUCCUAAAAAAAAGGGUUUGAGCUUUGUUUAUUAGUAUCCUAUGGAUUUUACAAGGAUGUUUUGUAAAACUAUUUGGUGAACAAUCUAACACUACAAUUUGAAGAGAAGAAGUGCCUUGAUAAAAGUUUCAGAUAAUAAAAUCAGCAUGGGUUAGAUGUGUCAAGCAAAGAAGCUCAGUGCUUGUGUGUGGAACCUAACUACCAGCCAAAUAUAGAAAAUGUGGCAUAUUCCAUAAUGCCUUCUUUCAACUGUAAUUAGUUAUUGUCUGUUUUGUUUUGAGUUAUCAAAAAAUGAAUGUUGUGAUAAUUGCCACUUAAUUCUAUUUUGAUAUGAUUAUAAAAAAACAUAUGUGAGAAAGUGUA